This is a messenger RNA of Symphalangus syndactylus (siamang), 1167 nucleotides long. It is a transcript of the gene GZMM, whose product is annotated as granzyme M. Gene Ontology annotation, molecular function: serine-type endopeptidase activity. Gene Ontology annotation, biological process: proteolysis. The record is from RefSeq and is a predicted model, not a curated record. Lineage: Eukaryota; Metazoa; Chordata; Mammalia; Primates; Hylobatidae.
UGCACUCCAGCCUGGGUGACAGUGAGACUCUGUCUCUGAAAAAAAAAAAAAAAAAAGGUGUUACUUUUUCACGUGUGAUGAUGGUUGUGUGGCUUCAUCUCCAGUCCUCUUUGAGAAACACUUUCUAAAAUGCUCAAGGGUGGAGGGUGGAGGGUGUGCAGCGGUGGGCGGGGCUGUGACUGUUACCUCCCCAACAGGAAGCGCGUGUGGGGAGGCUUGGGGCUGGGGCCAGCACCCACACCGGGUCUCCACAGCGGCAUGGAGGCCUGUGUGUCUUCACUGCUGGUGCUGGCCCUGGGGGUCCUGUCGAUAGCAGGCAGCUCCUUUGAGACCCAGAUCAUCGGGGGCCGGGAGGUGAUGCCCCACUCGCGCCCGUACAUGGCCUCACUGCAGAGAGAUGGCUCCCACCUGUGCGGGGGUGUCCUGGUGCACCCAAAGUGGGUGCUGACAGCUGCCCACUGCCUUGUCCAGCGGAUGGCCCGGCUGAAGCUGGUGCUGGGGCUCCACACCCUGGACGACCCCGGUCUUACCUUCCACAUCAAGGCAGCCGUCCAGCACCCUCACUACAAGCCAGUCCCUGCCCUGGAGAACGACCUCGCGCUGCUUCAGCUGGACGGGAAAGUGAAGCCCAGCCGGACCAUCCGGCCGUUGGCCUUGCCCAGUAAGCGCCAGGUGGUGGCUGCAGGGACUCGGUGCAGCAUGGCCGGCUGGGGGCUGACCCACCAAGGCGGGCCCCUGUCCCGGGUGCUGCGGGAGCUGGACCUCCACGUGCUGGACACCCGCAUGUGUAACAACAGCCGCUUCUGGAACGGCAGCCUCUCCCCCCACAUGGUCUGCCUGGCGGCUGACUCCAAGGACCAGGCUCCCUGCAAGGGUGACUCGGGCGGGCCCCUGGUGUGUGGCAAAGGCCAGGUGUUGGCCGGAGUCCUGUCCUUCAGCUCCAGGGUCUGCACCAACAUCUUCAAGCCCCCCGUGGCCACCGCUGUGGCGCCUUACGUGUCCUGGAUCAGGAAGGUCACCGGCCGAUCGGCCUGAUGCCCUGGGGUGACGGGGACCCCCUCGCUGUCUCCACAGGACCCUUCCCCUCCAGGGGUGCAGUGGGGUGGGUGAGGACGGGUGGGAGGGACAGGGAGGGGACCAAUAAAUCCUAAUGAAGAAACGCUCAGA